CAUAUAUAAUCGAGGAUACCUGCAGGAGUUCAUUCAUCAUAUCAAAACAUCUCAUUCUAGAAUUUGAAACAGCAAUUAAAAAAAAAGGGUGGGAGAAGAAAAAAAGAAAAAAGAAAUGGCAUCCAUCAUUGUUCCUGACCAUUUUUCUGCUGUAGAAGAUGCAGAAGUUCUCAGAAAGGCUUGCCAAGGAUGGGGAACGGAUGAGAAGGCAUUGAUAGCAGUGCUGGCACACAGGAACGCAGUCCAGAGGAAGCAAAUCAGGCAAGCCUACGAGGAGCUCUACCAUGAAGAUCUUAUCAAGCGCCUCGAGUCCGAGCUCUCCGGGGACUUCGAGAAAGCAGUGUACCGGUGGAUACUGGAUCCGGCGGAUCGUUAUGCAGUGUUGGCCAAUGUGGCCAUAAGGAAAGGUGUUCCCGAUUAUCACGUGAUAGUCGAGAUUGCUUGCGUAUUGUCUCCUGAGGAGCUGUUGGAGGUGAGGAAGGCCUACAAGCUUCGCUACAAGCAUUCCCUGGAAGAAGAUGUGGCUGCUCACACCAGCGGCGACAUCCGCAAGCUCUUGGUGGGCCUCGUGAGCGCAUACAGGUACGAGGGUGACGAAAUCAAUGCCAGGCUAGCAGCAUCUGAGGCUGAGAUUCUGCAGAAUGCGAUCAAAGACAAGGCAUUCAAUCACGAGGAAGUGAUAAGGAUAUUGAGCACGAGGAGCAAGUUGCAGCUCAUAGCCACCUUCAACCGCUACAGAGAUGACCAGGUCACUUCCAUCACUAAGAAUCUGUUGGGCGAGGAGGGAAAUGAGUUCACAAAAGUGGUGCGCACGGCGAUUCGAUGCAUCAAUGAUCCAAAGAAGUACUUUGAAAAGGUCCUGAGGAAUGCAAUCAAAAGGGUGGGAACUGACGAGGAUGCGCUCACACGUGUGAUCGUGAUGAGGGCUGAGAAGGACCUGAAGGAGAUCAAGGAGCAGUACUACAAGAGGAACAGUGUCCCUCUUGACCAGGCGGUUGCUAAGGACACUUCGGGUGACUACAAGGCCUUCCUGCUGGCUCUCCUGGGCAAGGAAUAAGCAAUCGAGUUACUUCAUAUCUAAAUCGGGGAUGUUGUGCUUUUGUUUCUGUGGUUUUGUGGGAUUUCCGGUUGCUGAACUUCUUCGAUAUGCUGAGAGUGUUUCAAGUUUAAUGGCUGUAUGAACCUUUACCUUUAUAUGGAGUAUGCAUUAAUAAAUUUCUUCAAGUUUAACCAACA
Molecule: messenger RNA, 1236 nt
Organism: Punica granatum (pomegranate)
Lineage: Eukaryota; Viridiplantae; Streptophyta; Magnoliopsida; Myrtales; Lythraceae
Source: RefSeq, a predicted model, not a curated record